Sinocyclocheilus anshuiensis is the source of this 1111-nucleotide messenger RNA. Its product is annotated as septin-2-like. Gene Ontology annotation, molecular function: GTP binding. The coding region runs from base 126 to 842 and encodes 238 amino acids. The record is from RefSeq and is a predicted model, not a curated record. The transcript has 10 exons. NCBI's taxonomy places the organism in Eukaryota, Metazoa, Chordata, Actinopteri, Cypriniformes, Cyprinidae.
UGCUUUGCUGUCGGCAUUUAGUGAGAGUUCCGGAAUCUCAGGAAUUUGGUCUGUUCGUCUCCUCAACCUCCUGCGCUAGCGAACUCAAGAUUUUCUGCGACUGAAAGGUUUGGUUCGAGCUCAAAAUGUCUCAAGCUGAUAAAAUGAAGCAAGGGCAGUUAACAAACCCAGAGACUCCUGGGUAUGUGGGAUUUGCGAAUUUGCCAAAUCAGGUACAUCGGAAAUCAGUAAAAAAGGGCUUUGAGUUCACUCUCAUGGUGGUGGGUGAGUCCGGUUUGGGGAAGUCCACGCUGAUCAACAGUUUGUUCCUCACUGAUCUCUACCCAGAGAGGGUCAUUCCUGGUGCUGCAGAGAAGAUUGAGCGCACGGUUCAGAUCGAGGCCUCAACUGUGGAGAUUGAGGAGCGUGGAGUGAAGCUGCGUCUCACUGUGGUCGACACGCCUGGAUACGGUGAUGCCAUCAACAGCCAGGACUGCAUACCAUUUGCCGUGGUGGGAUCCAACCAGCAGAUUGAGGCUAAGGGGAAGAAAGUGAGAGGGCGUUUGUAUCCAUGGGGUGUGGUGGAGGUAGAAAACCCAGAACACAAUGACUUCCUCAAACUUCGCACCAUGCUAAUCACCCACAUGCAGGACCUGCAAGAAGUCACUCAGGACCUUCACUAUGAGAACUUCCGCUCAGAGCGCCUCAAACGGGGCGGCAGGAAAGGUCCGGAGCCAGAGGAAAUGGACAAGGACAUAAUCUUGCAGGAGAAGGAGGCUGAGCUGAGGCGGAUGCAGGAGAUGAUCGUUAAGAUGCAGGCGCAGAUGCAGAAACAGGGAGAUGGAGACAGCCCACACCUGUGAGAAACACGAUGCAAACCGGUCAUUCGAGCUUGAGCCAGUCAGACACGGAACGAGAGGAGGAAGUGUUGCUAAAUAUGGAGAAAGAGGAGAGACCGGUCCUUAGCUCAUCUUGCUUGCCAUUUUCUUAGUUUCUUUCACUCUUGUAUGAUUUAAUGUUUUUUGUCACAUUUUUUUUAAGCAGUAUUAAGUGUUUUGUUUUGGUAUUUUAUUCAAAUGCUGUUGCUGAUAUUCAUUCAUUUUUUUUCCUGUUCCAGUAACCAAAAAUGAAG